CAAGAGUGGGCGUGAAGGCAGACCCACACACGUACACAAAGUGAAUACACUGUACUGUACUGUGUGAAUUUCAUGUACAGUAUCUUCUCUACACGACCUACUGUGUGUACACCUUCUCUACACACGCGACCUACUGUGUCAGAGAGAGACCACUAUAACAAGGAUCAGGUAGUACACUUGUGUCAGAUUGAUGGAUGAGGAGAGAGAGAGAAGACACUCAGGAAGUGGUGGUCGUGGCGGACGUGGGGGGAAGAAUGGACGCGGUUACCGUCCCUCAAGAGAUCAAAGACAUGAUCGCUCUCGUAGUGGGCGUGGCAAGGGUGACUACAUGGGCAGUGGUGGAAUGAUGAAGACUCCUAUAAUACUGGCUCGCUCUGAUCGACGUUCUGAAAGCUCUAUAAUGCCAGGGGCUAUAUCCAUCAUGCAGCGUCAUCCCCUCUCCCCCCGUGGGGGGGUUACCAGUCCAGGGGGUCUCUUACCAACCCCCCCAGAGGUACCUACCAAACAAAGGGAUGAUCACAGCAAACGAGCACCAAGAGUCCGCUCUGAUGGGCUCAGUUCUAGUCCCAGUAACUACACUCCACUACAACCAGGUUCAAGAAGUCGUACAGAGGUCAGCAAUAGUAGCGGGGUGAGUAGGAGCGAUCACUUUCUGUCUGGAGGCAAUGAAAUGGCUCAUCCCAUCAAGAUGGUAGACAGAGGACUUCACUGGGAAGAGAAGGGAAUGGAUUUUAUGCAGGAUCAGAGUGACUUUCUUGUUGUGGGUGUAGUGGGUAAGCAAGGUGUAGGCAAGAGCACUGUCAUGUCAUUGCUAGCUGGCACACGAACUGGAGCUGGCAAACCUUUCAUGUUCCGUACCCAAAGUAAAGAAGUGUGGGAGAAUGGAGGCUAUCAGACUACAGGUGUAGAUAUGGUCAUCACUGGAGAGAGAGUGGUGUUAUUGGACACUCAGCCAGUACUUAGUGAGAGUCUCCUGGAGCAGCUAUCCACUGAAGAAGGUGUAGUACCAGCUGGCCUCUCACCUGAUGCUUACCUAGAGGUCCAGUCCUUACAGAUGUCCAUGUUCCUGUACUCUGUGUGUCAUGUGGUGGUAGUGGUCAUGGACAGUAUGGAACAUUGCGAUCUACUCACAAGAUUCCUCAGAACUAUUGAGCAGAUGAAGUCAGUCAACACAGACUCAGCGGAGAUCAAUGAGAAGCAACAUUAUCCACAGCUAGUGUUUGUGCUCAAUCAUGCGUCACCGGAUGAUUUUCAACCGCUCUCUCUAAGGGAAAUGCACUCUAUCCUCAUCAGCGAGUUCCAUGGGUCAAAGGUCAACAUAGGAGGGGGUGUGUCACUGGCAAAGAGUGGGCUAGUGCCAAUUGGCAGAGGCUUCCCUGAUAAGAGAUUAGGAGAUAAGGUGGGUCCAGAAGAGGUCAACCUUCACCUACUACCAUCCAACCCUAACCUCGCUGAUACCUAUGGAACCUAUUCCACCUCUCACCCAGAGAAGUCAGAGUUGAACCUCAAUCCAAUAUUUCAUCUUUUGACCUCUUAUGACGGACACCCCAGCUUCAACCUGCUCUCAGAGACUCUACGUAACCAAGUGUUUGGUAUGCCACGCCCCCCUAUUAGGAAAGCUGCUCAACAACUGACAGAGAAGGAAUGGUUUGAUUACGCUAGGAGGGUGUGGCUUAGCCUCAAGAAGUCUGACCUUAUAUCAGAGUAUGACAGGAUAUUACAGAGCACCACCCCUCCUGGCUAAACACAGACUAACUAUAAUAAUCAGUAUUUCAAUAAUAUCAAUUAAUUUUAUACAAUUAUCGUGCAUUCUUAUUUUUAUGCAAAGCAAAUAACUUAUAGAUGUAUAAAAUUGUCACUUAAGAAAUCA
Molecule: messenger RNA, 1870 nt
Organism: Halichondria panicea
Lineage: Eukaryota; Metazoa; Porifera; Demospongiae; Suberitida; Halichondriidae
Product: nonsense-mediated mRNA decay factor SMG9-like
Exons: 9
Coding region: 191-1744 (517 amino acids)
Biological process (GO): nuclear-transcribed mRNA catabolic process, nonsense-mediated decay
Source: RefSeq, a predicted model, not a curated record